Messenger RNA from Homarus americanus (American lobster), 2176 nucleotides. RefSeq lists its product as uncharacterized. Lineage: Eukaryota; Metazoa; Arthropoda; Malacostraca; Decapoda; Nephropidae. The coding region runs from base 269 to 535 and encodes 88 amino acids. The record is from RefSeq and is a predicted model, not a curated record. The transcript has 3 exons.
CUCAACAUGGAAGACGUAACACCGUAACAGCCAGGUCCCGCCGUCAGUAGAGUCUGGUGCCACAAGAACGUCUGAACCGCUCGCUAUACCCCCUGCCUGCCUGUCUGUCUGCCAACCCCGGCCAUCUCACCCGAUCCCGCAAACGCUCGCCAACCUCCACACCGCUUGGUCGGUCCAUCCUCGCGCUCCCUGUGCCCUCGUCUCCACGCGUCGAGCCAGCCUCCCUCAACAACCUACCUCUCUCUCCACACAACCAACUUCUUCAAAGAUGACGAGGACUGGGUUGGUCGUAGUGGUGGCGCUGGUAGUACUGGCGGCCGCGCUCACCCAAGCUCGCUACCUCCCCACCAGGGCAGACGACACCCGCCUUGACGAAAUCAGAGAACUGCUCAGAGAGAUGCUGGAGCGCACAGCUGAAGGAGCCAACAGCAGGAUCAGCGGCUCCGGUUACGACAAGCGGUUCAUGUACAAGCGAUCAGUCCCCGAAGAAGGCGCAGCCGAGAUGGUGCAGCCUGCCCUCAACCUCCCACAGUAACUCUCCUCACUCGUCAACCCCGCUCACCUCUCAACGAGAUACACCAAUCCACAACGGCCUCAUUAACAAAACCUUAAAGCUUUUAUUUGUUCUCUCAGCCACCAAUACCAAAUGAAACUUGUGUUCAUAGACAAAGAAAUAUGUAACUAGAUAAAUUGGAGUUUUUGUAACACAUUAAUUUAUUCAGAAUCACAAGUAUGUGUGUAGACAACCUGGCAGGUAUACCGAAUUCUGUGUUCAGCUCUUUAACUUUAUUACUCACUCAAAUAAACGUUUCCCCUCCCGUCCUCAACAACCAUUAGCUCCUCAAAAUCCCAAGUCCCCCCCUGUGAAGGAUGACCCCGUUGAGUCUUUACAGCGACGGUGCGCCCCGCCUUCCUCUUCCUCCUCCUCUCUGUAUUUCUGCAUUUCUCCUUUAUCCCAAGUCUGUACAUCCAUUCCUGUCUGAUUCUCUCACCUCCCUUUCCUCCUUAGUUCCAUCCUCUCCCUCAUCCUUAUCUUCUAUGUUUUUCUCUCACCCCGGUCAGGUACUUUACGAACGCCAAGUGGUUUCAACACCGAUAAAAAUACCACAAAAAUAAGUCUCCUGAUUCAAACAUGUGUAAACUGUUUCAUUAUAGAGCAGACGACACGAGGAAACUGACGUCACCUGGGUUUUCACCUUUACCAUGUGACCUUGCUGGAGCUACGCCUGUAAGGUCCCACGCCACUCUCACCCUACCUACUGGGCCUUGAGGAAGCUUUCACAACAAAUAGAAUCUGUUAAUAUGCACUCCUGUAACUCCCCUUCUCCUGGGACAGUGAGCGACUGCCUCAUUUACUAUAUCUGUUUGUGUUGAUAUUUUAAUAAAUAUAAUGAUAUGUGAAUAUAAUAUUAUACGUAUUAUAUUCUGGUGUUGCUUCUUGACUGUCAUCUGUGUCUCUAAGAUAUCUACGUCUAGAGCAGUAAUAAAAAUGUACUUUUUUCAACCACAUAAAGUCCAUGAUCAUAUAGAGGCACUGCGGGCGACCCACUAUGUUUACCUUGACCUUCACAGCUUCAUUGCAGUUCCUUGAUAGCGAGGUCCGCCGCCGUACGGAACCCUCACAAUAUCACUACUCACUACCAGAACUCCUACCCUUCUGUUCACCUGCCAAAGACCCACCUAAACGUAACUCAAAGAAUGAUAACAGCUGUAUUUAAAAAACAUCAUGAGUGAAGGAGCUGCAAGGGAAUUAUCAGUGAAUGUUAAAAUAAAAGUAUAUGUAAUGAUAAGAAUAUAUUUUUCUCCCUCCUUGGUUGUGGGGAGCGAGCAUGAGCCAGGUCAGCAGGUAGGCUGGCUGGCUCUCCACGGUAUCAUGCAGGUAAUGGGACGUUGUAUUAUGUACAGUCAAACAUAAGCCAUCCAGUGUCCUUUAAAGAUGUUUCCUGUUGAUGUCGUGUACACGUGUAGCAGGUGCCAUACUUCACACCCUGCUUCAGGAGUUACGGUGUGACACUUCCUCUGAAGGAAGCUUCACACUAUCUCCCGCGGCAGGUGUAGAAGGCUGUGUCGGCUGCUACAUUCAGCUGCACGCUGCUGCUCACUCUUGUAGGCUGCACCGUACACUGUUCUCUCUCUCCCAAUUAGUUAUCACAAUAAAUUUUCUCAGGCUGGAUAA